Molecule: messenger RNA, 4227 nt
Organism: Colletotrichum spaethianum
Lineage: Eukaryota; Fungi; Ascomycota; Sordariomycetes; Glomerellales; Glomerellaceae
Product: nucleolar pre-ribosomal-associated protein 2
Exons: 1
Coding region: 1-4227 (1408 amino acids)
Biological process (GO): ribosome biogenesis
Cellular component (GO): nucleolus
Source: RefSeq, a predicted model, not a curated record
AUGGAUGUGGAAAUGACCGAUGCAAACACCAGCCUGUCGUCUGAGACCAUCGUGAGUUUGGCACCCAUGAUCAUUACCCGUCUCCUGCUAACAUCAUCGAAGACGUCUGAUAGGGAUUUGGUGAAGACCGUACGAUCUCUCGACCAGACGGGCCCCGGAGCCAAUGGCGAAAACCUUGAUCGAGUGUGGAAGCAGCUUACUUCCGCUAGUCAGAGCCCGUUCUCUGCGGCCGAAGAGAGCGUCCUCAGAUGGCUUCUCAAGGUUAUGAAAGCGAACAACGACGAAGCCGAGACGAUUCGACGAUUCCCUCUGACAUGGCGCAUACUCGGCUGUGCUUUCCAGAGAAUACCUCUCUUCUCUCUUGCAAAGUCACUUGCCGAUCGAAAGUUCAUGGCGGUUCUGCAGCAAACCCUCAAGGGUGUCGCAAAGCCCAGCACUGAAGCCAAGAUGUUGGAUUCGAAGUCGAAGAAGAGGAAGAGGGCGAGCACCGUGAUGUUUGAGUUACAGACCCUCAAGUCGUCCGAAGGCUGCUUAGCAACUGGGGAGGCUAUAUUCGGCGCGCUGAAGAUCAUCUUGGCACGUCUGGACCCGGCGGCGCAAUGGUCUGCCCACGACAGAAUGGGAGCGGAACAUAUCAAGGCACUCUUUGCACAACCUGCCACUGAUGCGGUAGAUUACCUUGCGCCUCUACUUUCACUUUGUGACUACUCUCUGUCAGCAUCAGAUACCGAACUCUUCGAAACGCAAGAGUCCUGGGUGAGGGUAUUCUCUUCCGCUUGGGAGUUGCAUCUUCAGGGAGGUGCCGACGCAUUGGAAGUAGCGACACAUUUCUCGCGCACGUCUUUCUCCAUCCUCGGAAAGAUCAGGCAGCGGCUAGAUGUUGACGACCAAGUGGCCAGGCUCUGGACCCGAGAUCUAGACAGGUUUCUGCAGCGCAACCUGGUUCUGCCGUCUAGGUCAGCGUACCUAAACAGAAACGACCUUGAGGUCGUCAUCCGUGCCUUCGAGAUGGUCAAGAGCAAUGCUUCGGUUUCCGUGCCGAUUCUUUACAGCCUGGUGUCAUCUGCACCAAGAGUUGUUGGUGGACUCACCACAACCAAGGCCGAGGAGGCCUGGAUGCAGGAAGUCUUCAAGAUGUCUGAGCGUACAAUCAAGCAAUUGUCCAGUGACCAAAAGUCGCAGGCAAUGGCCAUGAUUCUCGAGGAAGCGAUUAGGAACAAGUCACGCAUUGCCCUGGACGAUCUUCGAUUGGUCUGCAACAACUAUGCAAUUGCCGGCAGUCCUAGUGAAACUGAUUGGCGUCUCCUCUCGCUCGUUGCUAAGUGUGACGCGGAUGCUUUCCUGCAGUCUGAAGAGGGUUCACAACUGUUUGAUCAAGUGUGCGACAGAAUCACUGAAGUCGGGCCGAAGGCCGACGAGGCGACUAUGCUUGAGCUCAUCGAGUCGUUGAUCACCGGCUUCGAAAACGCCCGCGACUUGUCGACGUUCUUGCAGAAGUGGUUUUCCCAACUCUCAUUAUUCGAGGACAAGGCGCUACGCUCUGGCGACCGGCCUGUCUGGUUCACCAGGGUGCAUCGCAACCCAACGCUUAUUGGCGGCAUCGAGAAGUCUUUAACCAACAAACAAAUCGUCAGCUUACUGCAAUGGAUCGAAGGCCAGGAGAGCCUCCGGCCGGCAGCAGUCCUGAUCUUCCUCAACACCAUCGCAUCCGCGAUCACCAAAGACGACUUUGCCGAUGCUGUCGGUACCCAACUGUCGGACCUUACCCUGAAAAUCUGGUCUUCUAGCAAGACCCCGUCUGAUAUCCGUUCUUUACGAUGGAGAAUCAUUUCCAAGACAGUCUCCUGGCUAGACUAUGAGCAAGCUACUGCUCUCUGGGAUAAGGUUCAGGCCGACCUAACGAAAGUACUGCAAAAAACUAAGUUCGAUGACGAAGACACAUGCGAGGCCUUGGAUUGCGCAUACCACUUCUGGUUGUCCAUGUACCCAGAUGGCCGCGAUCAGACCGAUCUUGCUUCACUACUCACGACUUUCGUUGAGAGGCUAUUGAAGAAGGUGAAAUUGGAAGAUCUCAAAGGGUUGGUUGAUACUCGAGAUCUCUCAAGUACAAACACCUCCGACGUUCCCAAGUUCUGCUCAGAGUUUCCCUUAGCUGCGUCAAGGCUCGUAGAUUUGCUUGCCAAGUCUUCCGGCACUGUGCCUGAUUACCUGCACCGGAUCCUUAGCGUGAAGGUAUCUAAGGACAGCGGGACGCAACUAGGAAACGUUAUCCAUGCUGUUGUUUCAAACGAGAACAACAUUGGUAACAGAAAGCUCGCGGGCGGUGUGGUUGAUUACACCAUUGAAAUAUUCUCGCAAGUGUCAAGCAAGUCGUUUCCCUGGGUCGAGAAGCGCAGCAGAGUUGCUAUGAUCGAGCUUUCAAGAAUACCCGAUGAAUCGAUUACGAGACAGCAGAGAGAGCGGCUUAUGGAGAUUAUGAUUCCCAAGAUACAAGCGGCAGCCAAGAUUGAUCUCCAGGACUGGCAUCUAAUUUUAGGGCUCUUGGUGAAGCUCAUGCGAAGAUCAACCUUCUACCAGAACAUGUCAUUCUUCGACCUACAGAACAUCGCAAAUUCGUUGGCACCGCUCUGUGACGAAAGCGACUCUAGAACGGCUCUCGGAUUGUCCCAGCUUUUGUACCAACUGGCAACAGCUACUGUACGUCAAAUGAACGACCACCAGGAGUGGCGCACGCAGUACUUCGGAAAAUUUUCGACUCUCUUGGAGGACCUUGCGGGCGAUGGCUCUUCUGUACAGAUGACUCUGCUCAAAGCACUGCUUAUCGUCGUGCUCCCUGAAAUUGGGCAGAAGGAAAAGGUUGCUGUGUUUGACAUAGAUGAGACGACGUCGGCCUUAGGAAGCAUUGUUCAAGAUACCUUGAGUAACUUUGCCAAGGCGUGGCGAAAACAGAAGAUCAACAAGACAUUGGUCAACCGGGUGCUGAUUGCACUGGACGCAGCUGAGGCUCUGCCGGAAGCUGUUGUCGAACAGCUGAAGGUUAAGGUUUCCCAGCUGGAGGAGGCCAGUCAACAGGCCAUCUCCAACGGCUGCUUUAGUGGCUGGAAGUUGCAGUCGUUCCUCAUCAAGCGUUUCUCGUCAAAAGUGGCCGACGCUCGACCGACCUCGUUCGGCCAGCUUUUCAGCACCGCCCUGUCUGCGUCGUUGCCUAGCGGUCCAGUCCCUGACCCCCUUGCUGACUUCAACCGACAAAAUAUCCUUGAAGAUACCGUUGAUGCGGCUAUCGCUGGUCUUGACUAUAAUGGCAAGGUUCAGUACGUUCAGAAUCUCCUGGCCGGCGUCCAGGCAGACCCAGCACCUCAGGCUGGCUGUUCCUCUGAGGGUCAGCUUCUGGCUAUCCGCCGGGUAGUCACCCGAAUGACGGGUAAGUCUUCGUUCCCUUCACCUCAAGCUGAACAAGCUCUGACGAGUAAUCCAGAAGCUCCCGCCGGACUCGAGAAGUCCAAGACCUUCGACCUGGCUACGGCCCAUGGCACGCUAAUCAGAUAUUUGACCCAGACAAAGACUGUCCGCGAGUUCGUCAGAACUGCCGAGGUUCUCCAGCAGUUCCUUGAUGUCAAGUCCAACGCCAUGACUCAGUGGAACAUCGAGGCAACUCUGAGUACAGUCGCAGUGAUCGUUGCCAACGAUCCUGGUCGCCUCCUCGAAGCCUCCCCAAGUGUGUACCAGUGGCUCUGCAAGCUCAUGGAGGUGGUCAUCAAGAAACACCGCCUCCGUCUCGAAGGUCACUACCACAUCCUCAUCACCACCCUUGAAGCCCUUCUCGGCGCCCUGGCCCGCCCCUCGUCGCAAUACAAGACUUCCAUAUCCGUCCGCGCAAAGCACGCCACGCAUUUUACGCGCCUUGUCACACUCAUCUGCGAGCCCGCAGCGGCAGCCGUCUCGCGCGUGCAACAUUUGAGUGCCCUCGACUCGGCGACCGACGCGGCCAAACGCUCCGCCGGUCGGCACAUGUACCUCGUGCUCAUGGCGUAUGUCAAGAUGCAGCUCGACGUCGACGUUCCGCGUGACGUGCGCGAGGCGUUGGAGCCGGGUAUGAACUCUGUCUUCGACAUCACACCGCUCGAGGUCAGGAAGAUCCUAAACGAUAGCAUGGACGCUAGUGGAAGGGCGAUUUUGAGGGAAAUGUAUAAAAGAUACACCAAGUUUGGCAAGUGGAGCGGUGUAUAA